UUUUUCUCUUGCAAUAUCAAAGCAGCUACACUUCUAAACUUAGCCCUGAGCAGCUGAAACAUUUCUUUUCUUUUCUUUUUUUCAAUCUCCCUUUCUCUUUUACUAUUUCAUAUGGCAUCGAGUUCACUUAGUAGGAACCAUGGCUCAUCCUGGACCCCUAUCCAGAACAAACAGUUUGAGAGGGCUCUGGCUCUGUAUGACAAGGACACACCGGACCGUUGGCAGAAUGUUGCCCGAGCUGUGGAGGGAAAAUCGGCCGAUGAAGUGAAGAGACACUAUGAAGCACUUGUGGAGGAUCUCGAUCAAAUCGAGUCAGGUCGCAUUCCAGUUCCAAACUACAAGUCGGGUGGGAACAGUAGCAGCAUUUGAGCUGACAGUGCAGGGGUCCUGAGGUACCUUAAGAUGCAGUAAAGGACAGAGUAGCUAAAUUGCAGAAAGGAGAUGGGAGAAGCUAGGACUCAGCUAUUCAAGACCCCCUCUCUCUCUGCCCCCCCCC
This is a messenger RNA of Eucalyptus grandis, 496 nucleotides long. Its product is annotated as protein RADIALIS-like 3. The record is from RefSeq and is a predicted model, not a curated record. Lineage: Eukaryota; Viridiplantae; Streptophyta; Magnoliopsida; Myrtales; Myrtaceae. Gene Ontology annotation, molecular function: DNA-binding transcription factor activity. The transcript has 2 exons. The coding region runs from base 112 to 369 and encodes 85 amino acids.